AAACUAUCUAUUGAAAGAUUUGAAAGCAGAAAUAAGAUUUCACAUAAGUUUGAAGUAUAAUCAGAAAAGAUUUAAUGAAAAUGAGUUGCAAAAGAUGCGUUUUUACUUUGAGUGAAUACACUACCAGUCACGGUUUUUGGGGUUCGCUGUUGGCUGGCCUGUUGGAGCCGGAGAACAAUGGAUUCAGUCCACUGAAUCUAUUGUUCUCUGGUUCUCGACGGGUGACAGCGGGCCGAGGAAUUGUGACUGGUGGUAGAAAGAAGCCAUUUGAGACUGCCCUUGAUAUUGGCUGUGGGUCUGGCCAAUUAACACGGUCCUUGUCACCUUACUUCAAUGAUGUAUUGGGAGUUGACAUUAGUCCUGCGCAGAUAGGUGUUGCAAAGACAGCUCAAAACCCCCAGAAUGUGUCUUUCAGUGUUGGCAAAGCAGAAGAUUUACCUGUUGCCGACUCUUCAUUGGAUCUUAUCACAUCGGCCAGUGCGAGCCAUUACUUUGACUGGUCAAUGUUCCCCAAGGAGGUUAAUCGCGUCCUUAAACCUAACGGAUGUCUUGCUGUCUUAGGAUUUCACCAUCUUUACAUCGACCAUCCAAAUGAAGCGAUAAGGAAGAAACUGGAUGAUUGUGUUGAGUCAUAUUUCGACUAUGAGAACAAUGUACGCUUGAAGGACUAUUCACCAAUCCAGUAUCAACAUACAAAAGAAGGAUACAGAACUUUACAAGUUCCGUUUGAUGACCAAAAAUGUGUUAACGUAGACUUGCGAUAUGAUAUUUCGAUUACGGAUUUUAUUGAGUGUACUAAAACUUAUGCCGCUGCUGUCCAGCUCAUGAAGGACAACCCAGGAACUUCAUAUUUUACUGACUUUAAACACAGUAUCAUGUCCAUUCUUGGCGCCGAAGAACCCGAUGUCACAAUGGUGAAGUCUCGAAUGCCUGUCUUUGUGAGACUCGCGAGAAAACCUGGCAAACAUUAAUUAAACAACUCAAUUUGAAAAUGAGUGCAAGCUCUAACUUCCAGCCGUCGAGGCCAACGACACUUUAAUUAAUUAUGAUAUGUGUUCACCAUGUGCACCUUUAUAAAAUGGCGGCAGUCAUGUUUGCCUGAAACGCAGUGCAUCGUGGGAUUUUUCAAAUUUUACCAUCUUUUCAAGUUCACGUUACACAAAUUAAUGUCGGGACUUGUCAUGUUUCUACGGUUUGUCAAAUUUUCCUAAAAUAUCUUAAGAAAAUUCAUUUAAAAGCAACGUUUUUUAUAUAUUCUUUUCCCUGUUCAAUUGAUACAGCAGAACAAAAUAAAAAGUAAACAUUUUACGAGCGUCCAGCGGGGGCUGCGAUCCUGGGGGCCGGGGGCACAGUGCCCCCCCCCCCCCCCCAUACACACACACUUUUUGAAGCACUGAAAAAGGGCCUUUUCUAUGCAAGAAAAAUGCCCAAAAACGAAUGUGUACAGUGCAUGUCCUUUUCAUCGAAAGAGGUGUUUCCAUAAGUGCUCUUUCUCGUAUACGUGCCAAUGUUUUUUUAUGCUCCCUCAUUGGCGUGUUCUGUGCCCUUUUUACAUGAGAAGGACCCAUUUAAUGUAUUAGCAAGUGCCCCUUUGCCUUCUUAUAGGUGUCCUUUCUCGUAUCAGUGCCCCCUUUUACCCGAGAAAAAUGCCCCUUAUACGAACGUGUCCUGUGGUCGCUUCGCUCCUUCACUUCGGAUUUUUUUUCCAAAAAUGUAUACGCAUGCUGCCCCCAGCGAAAAUGUCUGCAGACGGCCAUUUGUAAGCUAGUGCCCUUAUUGAAAAAAAUGAUGCCCUUUUUCCCCAGUGCCUCCACUUUCAACUUCGCUCCGCCGCCUCUGGCGUCCAGUAAAAACGUUUAGACUUGAAAAUAGAUGUUUGAGAUAAAGAUUUGGCAUUGGCUAGUCCGUUUCAUUUUUAUCUAAGACAAACGAGGUAAACUACAGAGAGUUCCUUUUCAAAGUAUUGGACAAUAUUUUAAACCUGAAUUAUAAGUUGUAUACAAUGAAGGUCAUUAUUUCACCUUUAUGUUCUUUCUGUAUUGGAGAAAGUGAAACGAUCGAACAUUCCAAGUUCAAAUACAUUUUUUUUUUAAUCAGUUCGGAUAGAACUUAAUAUGUUUGACUUCUCAUUGCUAACAGUAAAAAAAGUGUAAUCCCUGGAUUAUUGUAAAAAAAUCCUAAUUUUUAAAUAAUUUUUUAUUGCAAAAAAAAUCGAUCUAUACUAGAAGAUGUAAAUCACUUACACCAAUAAUUUGUUAUUGUAUUGAUUAAUUUACUAGGUCAUAUAAAAUGGAAAAGUUUAUAGCAAUUCGAAAUAUAAAAAAGAUUGUCCACGUACGCAGGUGACGGGACGCGAAAAUAUUUUCCCACCGCCGCAGUUCCGGACCUCAAUAUCAAUAUCAGGACUUGCGUCUUCGGAAUAAAUUUGUGUACAAAACAAAUGGAGAGUUGUCAACAAAAUCAGCCAUAUUUGAUGCACGUUUGCCAAUUUGAGGAUCCCCAUAGAAAGUACAACAAGACUUUUCAAACGUCCAUAACUUGCUUAUUUCAUAACCGAUUUUGAUGAAAAUUGUUUUAAAUUGUUCCUCUCAUUUUACUCUUUCCAAUAAGAUUAAUUUUCUCUUGGAUUUUGGUUUCCUUUAAUCGGCUAGCCUAUAGGCUAGCCAUAGCCUAGCCUAGCAAUUCGUCUUGUCAUUAAUGGCAAUUUGAUAAGGGAUUAAGAAUUGGAUCUAGAUAUAUUCAAAUUCAAAUUCAAAUUUAUUUAUUUCACUUCCAUCAAUUGUACAUACAUGAAUUGUAUACCAUAUAUAAACAUAAAUUUUUGCAUACGUUGCAAAAAAAAAAUAAAAUAAUAAUGAUACAUAUGUUAACAGUUAGACAAUUUGGGCAACACAUUGUAGGUUUUAAAUAAGUGUACUAUUUUUCAAUAGAAAUUAAAUUAAGAUGGAAAUGGAGGGACCCACUAAAAAGCAAUGAUUGUACAAUGUGGGCCCCUCAAAACAUAGAUAACACAACAAAUAACAAAAUAGCAAAGUAUAAAUACAGAUAAUCAAAUGAGAAAAAAAUAAAUAACUGAGAGGGAAAUACUUACAAAAUAAAUACAAAGUUAUCAAAAAUAUACAGUUAGAUAAAGGACAAAACAACCCGUCCUAAAAAUAUCUACCCUUCCCCACCCCACCCCCUAGCCCCCCCCCCCCC
Messenger RNA from Lytechinus pictus (painted urchin), 3198 nucleotides. Its product is annotated as putative methyltransferase DDB_G0268948. The record is from RefSeq and is a predicted model, not a curated record. The coding region runs from base 75 to 971 and encodes 298 amino acids. NCBI's taxonomy places the organism in Eukaryota, Metazoa, Echinodermata, Echinoidea, Temnopleuroida, Toxopneustidae. Gene Ontology annotation, molecular function: S-adenosylmethionine-dependent methyltransferase activity. The transcript has 6 exons.